CCCAGACUCGGACUCGACAGACCGCCGCCGCCACCGCCGCCGUUGCCAGGAGGCGCCGCUUUUGCCGCACGGGCCUACGGUCUGCUGCCCUGCAGACCCGGCCUCGCCUGCUCCUGCUCUUCCUCUUCCUCCUCCUCCACCUCCUCCUUAGCGCCCAUGUUCUCGGCCUCAUCGUCCGCCUCCUUCUCGAACCUUCCAGCGUUGUCCCUCGGGCUUCAGGGCCCAGAGCGAAGCAGGCUUUGCUGCUCGAGUCGCGACGACCUGCAGCGCUCGUUACGCGAGCUCUGGCCGCCCACCGGCUCGGUCAGAAGCCUCGAUCCGGCCAUCAUCGCCUCGUCCGCCAACAGCUUCUCCGGCUUUCGAGCUACCGAGACCUCUGCCUCUGCCUCGACACAACUCGACACCAACACUGCCGCCGCCGCCGUCUUCUCCGCCAGCCUCAAAUCGCUGCUCGGCAACGCCGCCCGUCUCGUCUUUCCGUCGGUCAACCGAGACUCCUCUGCCCUUCCGCCCGCCGAGUUCCUUGCACAGCCUCCAAACGCCUCUUCGUCAAGCCCCUCUCGCACUCACCCUUCCCUCGGCUCUUCGCCAACCUCCGCUUUAAUGUCCCUCACCUCCAAAGGCUCCGCCUUCUACUCUUCCGUCUCGUUGCCGCCCAGCCUCUCCUUUUCCUCCUCUUCACCCUCCUCCUCCUCCUCCUCUUCUUCUUCUUCUUCUUCCUCCUCUUCUUCUUGCUUCCCUUUCGCUCCUUCCUCUUCCUCCUCCAACCAAUCGCCCUGCUCCUCUGCCAAUGUCGUUUCCUCGGCGUCCCCUUCAACCCUUCGGCCACCCCACACUCAUCCCAAUUUCUCCUCGCCCUCCUCCUGCCCCUCCUGCCCCUGCUCCUCCUCCUCCUGCUCUUUUUCCUGCUCUUCCUCUUCCUCCUCCUCCUCCUCUUCUUCUUCCUCUUCUUCUUCUUCUUCCUCCUCCUCCUGCUCAGCCUCGAGUCUGCCUGGCUACUUGUCGCCCGUCUUCUAUCCGACCGCUCUGGCGGCCGCAGCUCAUGUGAUGGCUGCCCUCAAGGCUCCCUCCGACCCCGGCCCAGCCUCGGUAUCCUUUCAACCUGCCGAGCUUAAGUCCACCUCCUCGACGGCUCCGGAAUCGACAGCUUUUGCCCUCGGUGCCGGUUCGGCCAACUCGGCCAGCCUC
This is a messenger RNA of Protopolystoma xenopodis, 1188 nucleotides long. NCBI's taxonomy places the organism in Eukaryota, Metazoa, Platyhelminthes, Monogenea, Polystomatidea, Polystomatidae. The record is from the annotation of a GenBank genome assembly.